AUGGUGAGGACCAAGCAGACAGCGGCGAAGAGCACGGGAGGUACGCGUCCGUGGAAGCAGCUCGCUCUGAAAGCUGCACGCGUCUCCAGCUGCCGCCAUUUAAUGUUCGAGCUCUCAUCUCGAACAGAUGUAACCAAGGUUUCCAAGACGGGCUCCAUAUUCCACAUUUGGGUGGCCAGCGGGCAUCGCCGUUACGCCGAAACAGAACAAGAGUUCAAAAGCCUUCUAGGAGAUCUUAUUACCGCCCUGCUCCACCGCAAGCAAGGUUAA
Molecule: messenger RNA, 270 nt
Organism: Chondrus crispus (carragheen)
Lineage: Eukaryota; Rhodophyta; Florideophyceae; Gigartinales; Gigartinaceae
Exons: 1
Coding region: 1-270 (89 amino acids)
Cellular component (GO): nucleosome
Molecular function (GO): DNA binding; structural constituent of chromatin
Source: RefSeq, a predicted model, not a curated record